Messenger RNA from Xenopus tropicalis (tropical clawed frog), 2553 nucleotides. It is a transcript of the gene crabp1, whose product is annotated as cellular retinoic acid binding protein 1. The record is from RefSeq and is a predicted model, not a curated record. The transcript has 4 exons. The coding region runs from base 2103 to 2516 and encodes 137 amino acids. NCBI's taxonomy places the organism in Eukaryota, Metazoa, Chordata, Amphibia, Anura, Pipidae. Gene Ontology annotation, molecular function: lipid binding.
UGCUCCCUAAGUCUUUUUACAUUUGAGUGUGGCUCAUGGGUAAAAAAGGUUGAAGAUCCUUGGUUUACAUGGAUAUCACAAGACAAAAAUUCAGGGGAAUUCAGUAACCAUUAGUUAAUGACCAGUGCAGUAGCAGAAUAUGUUUUACUAAAGUCUACUUUAAAGUGCUACCUGAUAAUAUAUGUUUAUAAAUAAUAAUUUUAUUCAUUUCAGUUAAAACAAAUAUUUGUAGAAUGGAGGACUGAAUUAAAAAACAAACUUUAAUAUUAUACACACAGCAGUUCCUGUUCAACAGAACAACCCACAUUUGCACCUGGGGCACCAGGCCACACAAAAACUUAAUCUUAGGUUACUAUAUGACAACAGGAAAACAGUGGAAGUUUAUAAGGAAAGUUGGAGUCAACCAACCUGAGAUAUUGGCGACUUACGCAAGUCUAAAACCACACAAUAGUUCUAUAAUAGAUUCUUAGAUAUUAAAGGGUUUAAAAAGCAAAAGCAAAAUAAUUAUGUAUUCACUUCUUAAUAUUUCCAUUAGACACAUGAAUAAUAAUACAAUGAACACAAUAAAGGAAUAUAGCUCCUUUAGUACUGUUUAAAGCAUACAGUAAAUGCAUGUUCUGUUGUUUUAUUACAGCCUUUCUACAAUCUAGAAUUGCAGAUUUACUUACAAUAGGAAAUGCUUUACAGCCUCCAUAAAAGCUGUCAGGCUAUCUCUAAUUAUGAAGUCAUGACGGUAUUAUAAAUUGCAAUUCCAUAAUGUUACUUCUUCUAACAGUCAGAAGUCCUGAAAUUAUACCAUUAGUGAGUGUCUCAGACUUAGAAAGGUUAAAUUUAUUACACCACAUCUGGUGAAUGUACCUCACCGGCAGUGCAUCUGCUGAGCUCAGACCAUGGAAAGAAAAGAGGCACUUAGGGGGCAGACACUAGAGCGUUUAUAACCCAUCAAACAUUCCUCAUCAUUAGGCUCCUUUGCUCCUAAGUGACACUAACCCUUUUACCAAUUAAACAUAUCAAUCUUAUUAGGAACCGGUCUUUUGACCAAUAAAACAUGUCACUAUCAUUACAUCAGUUGGUUGUAGACGCUACCAUUAAACCAACAGGCAGAUCAAAAGAGUAAAGUGUUAUGCAAAUUUGUUUCAUUUAAUGUCAUUAAAGCCUGAAGGGAUCUGUAUUUAUGACACCUAAAUGUCUGCCUCUUAGUCCCAAAUGUCCCACAUCUAUAUAGCAGCUGGGGCAGUCUAUCAUCCCCUACUGCAGCUGAAGUACAUGUUAACCCUUUCUCAUCAACAAGAACUGAAUCUACUGUCCAUACGUUAUACUGAGGUGAGCAAGUUAUAUAUUAUUUUGUUUCUAUACUGUAAUAUAGGGUUGUCAUGGGAUAAACCAUGAAAUAAGCUCUUCUUAUCAAAAUCCGUUUGCAGAUAGUGAAGAUGAAAAAAAAUAUUAAUUAUGGCUGACUCAAAUCCAAAAUCAUUUAUAUCAAACUGAUAUGUAUCGCAAUAAAUUAAUAUAACUCAGGGUAUUAUGGUACUUUAUUGAGGUAACUGCUUCUAUUUUGUGUAACAUGCUUAUCAAAUAUUCCCCUGCAAGGCUGUUUGUAAAUCUGUUUAGUACAGCAUUGUGCACAUGGAUUAAACAGGGACAGUUUGAAUAACUAUUCCUAAACAUUAAUUUAAAAGUCUACCUGAUCUCUAAAUUGAUUUCUAGGCAUGCAUUUAUUUAGUUAUCAAUAGAACAAAACCUGUAGAGUAUAUGUGAAACGGAAAGAAAUUACCAGGGACCCCACCCCUCUAGAGGUUUAACAUGUCAGUGCUGCUUUUAUGCAUGUAUUCUUCACUGCCAAGUGCAGUGAGGUUUUACAUAUAAUUUGCUUUAUGGGUCUGUUAUAGUAAGGUUCUUAUACAUAUGAAAAUCUGGCAUUAAGGAGGGGUCAGUGGAGGGGGCAGAAGGAGGGGCGCCAGCACCCUCCAUCAAGAUGACAUACAAGAGAGAAUAAGACAGGACUCGUUUAGACGUUUGGCUGGAAUUAGAGCGUCCGCUCUGGGUGAACCAGCACUUUUGUCCUGCUCCUCGUUAUAGACUGUUGAAUUGGCACAUACACCAUGCCAGAUUUUGCUGGGAUCUGGAAAAUGAAGAGCAGUGAGAAUUUUGAUGAACUUCUGAAAGCUCUAGGUGUCAAUGCUAUGCUUAGGAAAGUGGCUGUAGCAGCAGCUUCUAAGCCUCAUGUUGAAAUUCGUCAAAAUGGGGAGCAGUUCUAUAUCAAGACAUCCACCACUGUGAGGACCACAGAGAUCAAUUUCACAGUGGGAGAGGAAUUUUAUGAGGAAACGGUGGAUGGCAGGAAAUGUAAGAGUUUCCCUGUUUGGGACAAAGAAAAUAAGAUUUACUGUAAGCAGACUCUUCUGGAUGGAGCAGGACCAAGGACAUACUGGACUCGUGAACUUGUGGGAGACGAGUUGAUACUGACAUUUGGAGCGGAUGAUGUGGUCUGUACACGGAUAUAUGUGAGGGCAUAAUUCAUGGCCUCUACUUCUUGAAAUGAUCUUUAAAACA